AUGGUCAGCAACCUCCCACUCAGUUCAUUGACGCUGAAGCCACCUCCAGAUGGACUUCCAUGCAUUGGUGACUUUACCACGACCUGCAUUUCGUACUUGUUCUCUGGCUCCCGGCUGCACCGGGAGCCACUGGAUGUGAAUUUCAGUGAGGAGCAGCUAAAGGCUGCUGAAUACCAAGUUGUCGUGACCAACCUGUCGCACGACUUCAAGGAAGCCGUUUUGCACAUGCGAGACCAAAUCUCGGUGGGCAUGGAAGUGGUCAAUUCCUUCAUGACAAAACGCGCCAUGAUGAUUGUGGGUGACAAGAAUCAGGGCAGCUUGCCAGCGUUGCAAAGGCGCAUCAUCACUGACGCUACGAAUCGUUUCGGUGCCCCUACAGAGAUUGGCAAGAUGCACCACAUCGGCUUCUUGGAUUUCAGCAAGUUUGGCCGGCUGACCAUGAUUGACAUCAAUGCAGCGGUUGAUUGGGCAAAACAGGACAAAGAAGAAACGGCUCAGUGGGUGGCAGCUCCAGCAACGCUCAAGUCGAUAAUUGAAAGUUGCAUGAGCCGGGUUUCGUCGAUGAAAUCCCAGACCUGCAUCAUUCAUCACUUCACUGCCUACGAUGGAAACCUCGAGAAGGCAAGGUGGUCAAAAUUUGAGGUUUCAGCUUGUUGGAACAAGAUUAAAUUCCCAUGA
This is a messenger RNA of Durusdinium trenchii, 678 nucleotides long. The record is from the annotation of a GenBank genome assembly. Lineage: Eukaryota; Dinophyceae; Suessiales; Symbiodiniaceae.